Cornus florida is the source of this 1655-nucleotide messenger RNA. Its product is annotated as UPF0481 protein At3g47200-like. Lineage: Eukaryota; Viridiplantae; Streptophyta; Magnoliopsida; Cornales; Cornaceae. The record is from RefSeq and is a predicted model, not a curated record. The coding region runs from base 127 to 1437 and encodes 436 amino acids. The transcript is spliced from 2 exons.
GGCCUGGACAGCAUCCUGAGAAAUCCUUGGAAAGUGAAAUCAGUGUGGUUAUAAUAAUGAAGUGAACCUGAGACUUGGUGAAGUACACAAAAUUUCUCAAGCAUUGAGGAUUUGGAAAUCACAUCGAUGGAAAGAGGGCACAAUAAUACAAGAAGCCAUGGAAUGAAUGAGAGAGAAGACUAUGUUUCAAUUGAUAUUCAAGAAGAUUCUGACAUCCCACUGUUUGAUUCCAUGAGAGAAAUGAUAGAUGGCCUGCCCCCUCUGUCGAAUGAUUGUUGUAUCUAUAGAGUACCCAAGAGAAUGCGUGAAAUAAAUGAAAAUGCUUACACACCUGGGGUGGUUUCCAUCGGUCCAUUUCAUCGCGGUAAAGAACACUUACAAGCCAUGGAAGAGUUUAAACCCAGGUAUUUUCAGUCAUUCCUUAAUCGUGCUGAUCAUCGCAUGACUUUGAAGAGUUGUAUAAGGGUGGCAAAGGAAUGGGAAGAAAGAGCUCGAAGUUAUUAUGCAGAAAGCAUUAAGCUUAGCAGUGAUGAAUUUGUUAAAAUGGUUCUUUUGGAUAGCAGUUUCAUCAUUGAGGUCAUUUGGAGAUUCAAUUUCUGUAUCGACGAAAAUACCAGUUACUUAAAUAGGAAACUUUCGAUGAGUAAUGUAAAACGAGACACGAUCUUAAUUGAAAAUCAACUUCCCUUCUUUAUUCUUGAGGGUCUCUUCGAUUUAGUCUUCCGAGGAUCCUCUUCCUUCCUCCAUCUUUCCAUCAACUACUUCAAAGUUUCUCAUAUUAUUCUCAGUGACAUGAAUGAGUCAAUUUCAAGUUCUGGAGUAAAGCAUUUUGUUGAUUUGCUGAGGUUAUGUUACUUACCAUCAUCUCUAAGGCCGGAAGCAUAUAAAGUGAAAUAUGUGCAGGUACCAACUGCAACAGAGCUUCAAGGGGCAGGAAUGAAAUUCAGGCGCUCAAGUAGUAAUCUCAAGCUUGACAUAAGACAUGCUAGGGGAGUGUUGGAAAUCCCCAAAUUUACUGUAAAUAACUCCACAGAAUCUUUGUUUAGAAACCUCAUGGCACUUGAGCAAUUUCAUUAUCGGUAUAACAGCUACAUAAUUGAUUAUAUUCAAUUCAUGGAUGGCCUUAUUGACACUGCUAAAGAUGCCGAAUUACUUAUCCAAAAUGGAAUUUUGGAUAGCUACUUGAGCGAUUGUUCUGCCGUGGCAACUCUCUUUAAUAAUCUCACCAAGGAAAUGAUAUUGUGGACUCCCAACUAUUUGUAUUAUGGUAUAAGUGAAAAAUUGAAUGAAUAUUGUAGGGAUCCGAAGCACAAGUGGAGGGCAACAUUAACAAGUGAUUAUUUCAGCACUCCAUGGAAAACUGCUUCAACCAUUGCCGCGGUGAUCCUGCUUGGACUUACUCUUAUACAAACCAUAUGUUCUAUAGUCUCCCUUUAGGUUCAUCAGUAUGUGUCUACUUCCAUUCUGCAUUGGACUGAUUUUCUUAAUUACUAGUUUUAACAUAUUAUGUGGUUUAUUUUCAAAAUUGAUCCAUGUUGUCUUUCAUUGGUGGCAUUAUCUAAAUUUAUCUUUUAAGUCUUGAGAGCAACGCUUGUAUUUUUCUUUUUUCAAGAAUGAUGUUCCAGUUGAGUGGAAAACUCAGAGCUCCAAGUUCU